AUGGCACCCCCGAAGUCUCAAAGGGCAUCGGACUUCUUCCGGCAGGGUAAAGGAGGGAAGCAGCGCAUGGAGCAAGAUGGCGGCGGCUCCCGCUCACCCACUCACACCUCAGACGCAGGAUCAGACACAGAUAUGAGUCAAGCAACCGCUGAUGAUCUGUCUGUGUCGGAAAAGCGCCUGGCGGCAAUGCUGCAGGACCUACGCACCUCUAUGAAGACUGACUUCCAAGCUGCGGUCUCUGACAUGCGCAAAGACAUCCAUGAAGUGGGGACACGCGUGAAUGCACUAGAAGAAAAGACUGAUGAGCUUUGCCACAUGAAUGACACCAUAGUGGAGAAAAUACAAAGGAUGGACGCUGAUAAACGCCUUAUGGAAAAACUGGCAGAUUUGGAAGAUCGCUCCCGCCGCAAUAAUAUCCGCGUGCGCGGGGUACCAGAAACAGUGACACAAGAAGAGCUGCUGGCCUACCUACUGAGACUCUUUCAAGCGAUCCAACCAAACCUAGAACUGGCGGACCUCUGCCUGGACCGGGCGCACCGAGUGCCAAAACCUCAAAACCUUGCACAAGAAGUGCCAAGAGACAUCGUGACCAGAUUGCACUACUACUCUGCGAAGGAAGCCAUACUCACGGCGCAAAGGAAGGCCUCAGCGAUGCCGCCAACCUAUGAAAAUAUCUCCCUCUUCGCUGACCUCUCACCGACGACAAUGGCCAGGAGAAGGGAAUUCAUUAACAUUACGAAAUGCCUCAGAAACAACAAAAUACCGUACAGGUGGGGAUUUCCUACAAAACUCCUUAUCUGGCGGAACGGCUCCCUAAUAAAGAUCGAAGAUCCGGCCUUGGGAAUGGACAAGCUCAAGACCUGGGGCUUGUUCCCAGACGGCAAAGCACCACACACCCAAACCUCCCUAAAGAAGGUGACCGCGGACUGGUCUAAAGCCUAAAGUACACUACCGCCACCCAGAAGGGGGUGCCGGCUACAGCACGACUCUGUUAGAGACCCGUGUGACCCCCCAUGGUGACCGCCCCACUCAUCUGGGAAUGGCACAGCUUGAAGGACAUUCAGCACCCAUGUGAGUACUCUUGCUCGCCCUCACCCCCCCCCCACCCUCCCCCCAACCCAGCACAGGAGAAAAAGUGACUGCCACACCACAGCGCAAUUUGGCCCACCCUGUCACUGCGAGACUUACCCCUAAGCACUCAGACUCGCUGCUCAGACCCUUGCAGAGACUGCCCACUAAAAUCUGAACCCAGCAUGGCCAGACAAAGGCCGAAAAACUGCAGGGCACAGAGAAUGUGCUCACCUCUCACCACUCCACUCACGGACUUAUACAAGACAGCCAACGGCUCAAUCAAGCCCCCAUAUCUCCCCCCCCACCGCCUACUUUUUCGAGUGAGCCGGGCUCUGAAAGAGGUACAGGCCUCACCAAAUAUCAGACGCCCCCCCGAUACACCUGCGGGACACCGCCUGCCAUUGCGACCCCCUCUCAGUGCAGUGGAGGGUGCGAGCUCGGCAGCAGGGUCCCUCACAUAAUGCUUAAUAGCUGUUUGAAAUGUAUAUACUUUAUUUCUGUUUUAUGGUUUUGUUUCUUAGGUUAUGUUCCAGGUUGUUCCCCCUGCCCUAACCCCCUACCCGAGAUGCUCCCCUUUCACUACUGGGUACGACGAGGGGAAAAAUAGCCUCACCCCACCAACUCUGUCAUGUAGUGGCAAGAGAAAACACUACACCCAAACAACUGGGCCCUAGGGCCACCCCAACUAGUUAAAAUGACCUCCGCCAAUAAAUUCCGCCUGGUGUCUCUAAAUGCCCAUGGGCUGAACACCCCACAAAAACGCAGGCUGGCGUUCUCCCAAUAACGCACUCUACACGCCUCUGUAGCAUGCAUACAGGAAACCCACUUCUCAAUUAAAAACCCACCAAAAUUCUCGUCCACAUCUUAUCCACAAGCUUACCAUGCCACGGCACCGAAUAAGACACGAGGUGUUAGCAUUCUCUUCCACUCUGAUUGGCAAUUUAAAUGUGUAGUAGAAUACAAAAGCCCCGAUGGCCGGCUUCUAAUACUAGUAGGACUACUAAAUGACGUCCAGGUGACAGUAGUCAACCUAUACGCCCCCAACACCAACCAGUAUGACUUCCUUAGGAAAGCUUUACAACAAGUAGACAAGAAGAAGAAAGGGCAGACGCUUAUAUGUGGAGACCUUAACUGCGUACUGGACCCAGCUCUAGAUAGGACCGGCAAACCCUGUUCCCACUUGCGAUCAACACAGCUAGGGAUGAAAGUGACAGCGCUCCUCAACUCACACGGCCUACACGAUACAUGGCGUUCGCUAUACCCAGCAUCUAAAGACUACACGUUCUAUUCCAAGGUACAUGAUCGAUACUCCCGGAUAGACAUGUGCUUAGUGGAUGUGAAAACGCUAGAUACCCUGGAGGAGGUAUCAAUUGCCCCCUUGACUUG
Messenger RNA from Pelobates cultripes (western spadefoot toad), 2457 nucleotides. The record is from the annotation of a GenBank genome assembly. NCBI's taxonomy places the organism in Eukaryota, Metazoa, Chordata, Amphibia, Anura, Pelobatidae.